Molecule: messenger RNA, 5478 nt
Organism: Arabidopsis arenosa
Lineage: Eukaryota; Viridiplantae; Streptophyta; Magnoliopsida; Brassicales; Brassicaceae
Source: the annotation of a GenBank genome assembly
GAAACCGGUAACUAUAAACGAGGCACGGCGCAGGAUCCGGGACCUUGCCGGCGAUGACGGUGGCUCAUUCUCACCGGUUCUCGACGGCGGUUAACCCCAUUAACAUAAGCUUGCUUUCAAAACAACUACUUCAGCUUGGAAGAACCAAUAACAACAAUUCCGGUACAUUCUCAGAGAUAAGUCAUCAAAGAGAGCUUCUAGUGUCUUCACUCAUCUCAAAGCUCGAUGAUUGCAUCAAUCUCAAUCAAAUCAAGCAAAUUCAUGGUCAUGUUCUCCGUAAAGGUCUUGAUCAAAGCUGUUACAUUCUCACCAAGCUAAUUCGCACGUUAACCAAGCUCGGUGUUCCAAUGGAUCCAUAUCCUCGCCGUGUAAUCGAGCCAGUUCAGUUUCGGAAUCCAUUUCUCUGGACCGCAGUGAUUCGUGGGUAUACGAUUGAAGGUAAAUUUGAUGAAGCUAUUGCUAUGUAUGGAUGUAUGAGGAAAGAAGAGAUUACGCCAGUUUCUUUCACUUUCUCUGCUCUUUUGAAAGCUUGUGGAUCAAUGGGAGAUUUGAAUUUAGGUCGACAGUUUCAUGCACAGACGUUUAGACUUAGAGGGUUUUGUUUUGUGUAUGUUGGGAAUACAAUGAUUGAUAUGUAUGUGAAAUGUGGGUCUAUUGCUUGUGCGCGUAAGGUGUUUGACGAAAUGCCUGAACGAGAUGUGAUAUCGUGGACUGAGCUUAUUGCUGCGUAUGCGAGAGUUGGGAAUAUGGAAUCUGCUGCGGGUUUGUUUGAAAGCUUGCCUACGAAAGAUAUGGUGGCUUGGACUGCUAUGGUUACGGGAUUUGCGCAGAAUGCUAAACCUCAGGAAGCUUUAGAGUACUUUGAUAGGAUGGAGAAAUCGGGAAUUCGAGCUGAUGAGGUUACUGUGGCUGGAUAUAUAUCGGCAUGUGCGCAGCUGGGAGCAAGUAAAUACGCUGAUCGGGCUGUUCAAAUCGCUCGGAAAUGUGGGUAUUCUCCUACCGAUCAUGUUGUUAUUGGGUCUGCGUUGAUAGAUAUGUACUCAAAAUGUGGAAAUGUAGAAGAGGCAGUUAAUGUGUUUGUGUCAAUGAACAACAAAAACGUUUUCUCUUACAGUUCGAUGAUCCUUGGUCUUGCUACGCAUGGGCGUGCUCAAGAGGCUUUAGAUCUGUUUCAUUACAUGGUAACGCAGACAGCGAUAAAACCAAACACGGUUACAUUUGUUGGUGCGCUUACGGCUUGCAGCCACUCGGGACUCGUUGACCAAGGACGUCAAGUAUUUGCUUCUAUGUAUCAAACAUUCGGUGUUGAACCAACGCGGGAUCACUAUACUUGUAUGGUCGAUCUUCUUGGCCGUACAGGGCGGUUACAAGAAGCCCUUGAGCUGAUUAAAACUAUGUCUGUUGAGCCACACGGAGGUGUAUGGGGUGCAUUACUCGGUGCCUGCAGAAUUCACAACAAUCCAGACAUAGCAGAGAUUGCUGCAGAACAUUUGUUUGAAUUGGAACCGAACAUUAUCGGAAACUAUAUAUUGCUCUCUAACGUCUACUCGUCAGCUGGAGACUGGGGCGGCGUUUUAAGAGUGCGGAAACUGAUCAAAGAAAAGGGUUUGAAGAAGACACCCGCGGUUAGUUGGGUUGUAGAUAAGAACGGUCAGAUGCAUAAGUUUUUCCCGGGAAACCUAAACCAUCCAAUGUCAAAAAAGAUUCAAGACAAGUUAGAAGAGCUUGUAGAAAGAUUAACGGCAUUAGGGUAUCAACCGGAUUUAAGCUCUGUGCCCUACGACGUGAGUGACAAUGCAAAGAGGUUGAUACUGAUACAGCACACCGAGAAGCUAUCUUUAGCGUUCUCUUUACUCACUACGAACAGAGAUUCUACAAUAACAAUAAUGAAGAAUUUGAGGAUGUGCCAAGAUUGUCACAUGUUUAUGCGUUUGGCAUCAGAAGUUACAGGGAGGGUGAUUAUAAUGAGGGAUAAUAUGAGAUUCCACCAUUUUAGGAGUGGAGCUUGUUCUUGUGGUGAUUUUUGAAAGUAUACGUUGUGGAAUUUUCUUCCAAAGAACUUGUGGGAGCAAUUCAGCCGGUUCAUGAACCAGUAUUUUUUGUUGAUUGCUUGCCUUCAGCUAUGGUCACUUAUCACCCCGGUAAAUCCUGCUAGUACAUGGGGUCCGUUAAUAUUCAUAUUUGCAGUCUCGGCUUCGAAAGAAGCUUGGGAUGAUUACCACAGGUAUCUAUCAGAUAAGAAAGCAAAUGAGAAAGAAGUUUGGAUCGUCAAACAGGGGAUCAAGAAGCAUAUUCAAGCACAGGACAUACAAGUUGGUAAUAUUGUCUGGUUGCGUGAGAAUGAUGAAGUUCCUUGUGAUCUAGUUUUGCUUGGUACCUCUGAUCCACAAGGUGUUUGCUAUGUAGAGACUGCUGCUUUAGACGGUGAAACUGAUCUAAAAACAAGAGUCAUACCCUCAGCAUGUGUGGGAAUUGAUUUAGAAUUGUUACACAAAAUGAAAGGUGUGAUUGAAUGUCCUAUUCCAGAUAAGGAUAUUCGAAGAUUUGACGCAAACAUGCGCUUAUUUCCGCCAUUUAUUGACAAUGACGUCUGUUCUUUAACCAUAAAAAACACUCUUCUUCAGUCCUGUUACUUGAGAAAUACAGAGUGGGCUUGUGGAGUAUCUGUCUAUACAGGGAACCAAACUAAGCUUGGUAUGAGUAGGGGUAUAGCUGAGCCGAAGCUUACUGCUAUGGAUGCAAUGAUUGAUAAACUGACUGGAGCAAUAUUCGUUUUCCAAAUUGUCGUUGUUAUGGUCCUCGGUGUAGCUGGAAAUGUUUGGAAAGAUACAGAAGCAAGGAAGCAAUGGUAUGUGCAGUAUCCAGAGGAAGCCCCGUGGUAUGAGCUGCUUGUAAUCCCUUUGCGGUUUGAACUCCUAUGUUCCAUCAUGAUACCCAUCUCCAUUAAGGUGUCUCUAGAUCUGGUUAAGGGUCUUUAUGCAAAAUUUAUAGAAUGGGAUGUGGAGAUGAUAGAUCAAGAGACUGGUACAGCAUCUUAUGCAGCAAACACAGCAAUAAGCGAGGACCUUGGGCAAGUAGAGUACAUUUUGACCGACAAAACUGGGACCCUGACAGACAACAAGAUGAUAUUUAGAAGAUGCUGUAUUGGUGGCAUAUUUUAUGGGAAUGAGAAUGGAGAUGCUUUGAAAGAUGCACAACUUCUUAAUGCCAUCACCAGUGGCUCUACAGAUGUUAUCCGAUUUCUUACAGUUAUGGCCAUCUGCAACACAGUUAUACCUGUGCAGAGCAAAGCUAGAGAUAUUGUUUACAAGGCGCAAUCUCAGGAUGAAGACGCUCUUGUAAUUGCUGCUGCAAAGUUGCAUAUGGUCUUUGUUGGGAAAAAUGCCAAUCUUCUAGAAAUCAGAUUUAAUGGUUCGAUAAUUCGCUAUGAGGUACUGGAGAUUCUUGAAUUCACUUCAGAUCGAAAAAGAAUGUCAGUGGUAGUGAAAGAUUGUCAGAAUGGGAAAAUUAUACUUCUGUCAAAAGGUGCAGAUGAAGCAAUCCUUCCGUACGCAUGUGCUGGUCAGCAAACCCGAACUAUUGGUGACGCCGUAGAACACUAUUCCCAGCUGGGGCUCCGAACAUUGUGUUUGGCUUGGCGUGAACUGGAAGAGAAUGAGUAUCUAGAGUGGUCAGUGAAGUUUAAGGAGGCUAGUAGUCUUCUGGUUGAUAGGGAGUGGAGAAUUGCUGAGGUCUGUCAAAGAUUAGAACAUGAUCUUUAUAUUCUAGGGGUCACUGCAAUAGAGGACCGGUUGCAGGAUGGUGUACCAGAGACAAUCGAGACACUUAGAAAAGCAGGGAUAAACUUUUGGAUGCUGACAGGAGAUAAGCAGAAUACAGCUAUACAGAUUGCUCUUUCCUGUAAUUUUAUCUCUCCAGAGCCUAAAGGUCAACUUCUGAUGAUUGAUGGAAAAACUGAAGAAGAUGUUUCUCGAAGUUUGGAGAGGGUUUUGCUUACAAUGCGGAUUACAGCUUCAGAACCUAAGGACGUGGCAUUUGUUAUUGAUGGCUGGGCUCUAGAAAUUGCUCUGAAACACCAUCGCAAGGAUUUUGUUGAAUUAGCUAUACUUUCUAGGACAGCCAUAUGUUGUCGCGUCACACCUUCACAGAAAGCCCAGUUAGUUGAAAUCUUAAAAUCCUGUGAUUAUCGAACGCUUGCAAUUGGUGACGGUGGGAAUGAUGUAAGAAUGAUACAGCAAGCUGAUAUCGGGGUCGGCAUCAGCGGAAGAGAAGGGCUGCAGGCAGCAAGAGCUGCAGAUUAUAGCAUUGGAAGAUUCAGGUUUCUGAAAAGACUGAUUCUUGUUCAUGGGAGGUAUUCAUAUAACCGGACAGCAUUUUUGUCCCAGUAUUCCUUCUACAAAUCUUUGUUGAUAUGCUUCAUCCAGAUUUUCUUCUCGUUUAUUUCAGGCGUUUCUGGAACCAGUCUUUUCAAUUCGGUUAGCCUGAUGGCUUAUAACGUUUUCUACACCAGUAUUCCUGUUCUUGUUAGCGUAAUUGAUAAAGAUCUUAGUGAAGCAUCAGUGAUGCAACACCCUCAAAUUUUGUUCUACUGCCAAGCUGGAAGGCUUCUAAACCCAAGCACAUUUGCGGGAUGGUUUGGCCGAUCCCUUUUUCACGCAAUUGUUGUAUUUGUAAUUACCAUACACGCAUAUGCUUACGAGAAAAGUGAAAUGGAGGAGCUUGGAAUGGUAGCUCUUUCUGGAUGUAUAUGGCUUCAAGCUUUUGUUGUGGCUCAAGAAACCAAUUCCUUUACGGUGUUGCAACACCUUUCCAUUUGGGGAAAUCUGGUCGCUUUCUAUGCAAUCAACUUUCUCUUCAGCGCAAUACCGUCAUCUGGAAUGUACACCAUCAUGUUCCGCCUCUGUUCUCAACCUUCUUACUGGAUAACAAUGUUUCUCAUAGUUGGGGCAGGCAUGGGUCCUAUAUUCGCAUUGAAGUACUUCCGCUACACAUACAGACCCAGCAAAAUCAAUAUACUCCAACAAGCUGAACGAAUGGGUGGUCCAAUACUGACUCUAGGAAAUAUUGAACCGCAACCAAGGACCAUUGAGAAGGACUUGUCUCCAUUAUCCAUCACUCAGCCCAAAAACAGAAGCCCGGUCUAUGAGCCAUUGCUAUCAGAUUCUCCAAACGCAACACGACGCUCAUUUGGCCCUGGAACUCCAUUCGAGUUUUUCCAAUCACAGUCAAGAUUAUCAUCAUCGUCUGGUUAUACCAGAAACUGCAAAGACAACUAAAAACAUUUUUAUUUCCUUUCAAAUUUUUACAUUUCCGUGACGUUUGUGACUAUUCUGAUCUCAAUGGUAAAUGCAGUCCAAGUCGCGGGUAUUAACGAAAGAAAUGGACCAAAAAAAAAACAGUUGUAUUUGUAUAUAAGACUACUUUACUGGAUUUUGCAGAUAUUGAGAAGUAGUCUUUGAAAAAACAUUGCCUUGUCCG